Anoplophora glabripennis (Asian longhorned beetle) is the source of this 4222-nucleotide messenger RNA. RefSeq lists its product as uncharacterized. NCBI's taxonomy places the organism in Eukaryota, Metazoa, Arthropoda, Insecta, Coleoptera, Cerambycidae. Bases 1 to 960 code for a protein of 319 amino acids. The record is from RefSeq and is a predicted model, not a curated record. The transcript has 4 exons.
AUGCUGUCGUACAUGCUUCCGGUGGACGAAAAGCCGCCCCCGGGUCCCGGCAAGACCCACCUGCAGCUGACGUUGGGCUCGGAGCCCAUCGCCAACGGUAGGACUUCCACGCCGAUCAGCAAGGACACGAGCAUCAGCAGCUUCGCCAGCGACGCCACCACGGCGACGGCCAGCCACAGCUCCAUGACGACGCCCACCAGCACCAGCGAGAAGGGGAAGCCCAAGCUGAUCAUCAACGGCGGCAAGCACCAAACUCUUAAAAGGGUAUCGUUUGGUAGUUCAAAAGGAUCAAUGGUAGAAACCCUCAUUUUCGAGAGUCCGGUACAGGAGGAACCCGAAUCCAGUCCUAUCCUAGAAAAUGUAGUCCUCUUUCCAGCUGACCAGGAUCAAGCCGAAGCCGAUCGAGAAAAAGUCAGAGUAACCUUUUUUCAGCAAUCGAAGCCCCUAGAAGUCGACCUACCGGAUGAGCCUAUCUUCACUGAGACAGAUUUCAUGAUGGCGUCUCCAGUAACUAUGACAGAAACAAACCAUGUGGUUUACAACAGGACUGAAAGCAUCGAGAGCGGCUGGGACAACCCCUUCCGACCCGGGGGAGACCUGAGCCGGGAGGCGGACGAGAUCGUGGAACUGAUAAAAGGGGGCAAGCCCAUCACCCCCACCCCAGGUCAAGCGCCUCCUUUGCCCUCGCUGGACGAGGCCGACCACAACAACAUCUCGAACAACAUCCAGGAGUCCGUGCCCAUCACGGAAUCUCCCAAGAAGGCGACGACGCAACUCAACGCGUCAGCGCCCCCCAAGAGCGUCAACGGCACCGCAAAGAACGAUGCCAAGGUGAAGACGUCUCCCCCGGGUGCCGUCGAUAUCCAGAGGGGGACGGUGAAGCCCGCCGGAGACGCUCUACAGGCGGAGCACGUCACGAUAAAAAAGAAACCCAAGUGCAAGUGUUGUGUUAUACAGUAACUUUGGGUAGUCGAUAGGGUUUUGUUACUGUUAUAUAUUUUAUAUAGAUAAGUAGGUGUGGAAAGAUCGGGUUGAGCCAGGUUUAAGGAAGCGGUAUCUGUGAUAGGUUUUUUUAUCUCCAUUCGGACGUUGUGAUUGAGCUCGGAAUACUCAGAUGUUGGCUUUCGGAACGGGCCUUCCUGCAAAGUCGGAACUACGAUGUGUUCUACAAAACGUAGUACCUCAUAUUUACGUUAGAGGAAGCACCGUUGUUUUUAUACUCAAAUCCAAAUGAAAAAUCGAUUAGGUACUUUAAUAGUAUCCUGAAACUAAAAUUACCCGUUUGGGAAUGAGGUUUUGAUCUAGAAACGUUCCGUGGAUAUUUAACGGUAGUUUGUAAGACUGUUUUCGGAAAGAGGAACAUGUUUAGAAAAAACUAUGGAGGUAAAAGCAGAUUUUCGUGUGAUAACGCUACACAUACAGAUUAUGUAGUCACAAAAGACAUUUAUAAGAUAACGUUAAAGUUAUUUAUAGUGGUGCUGUUGUAUCGCUACUAUCCACAAAAUCCUUGUUUAUAUAUAACAUAGUUAGACAACCAGUCCAAGUUGGGAAUGAAAAUACUAGAUGGCGACUCUAGUAUGCCACACUGCCCUUAUAAAGCCAGUAAUUCAUGGUUUGUAUAAGCAUAACGGGGAUUUCAUGGAAAGUCGCCAUCUGGUGUCUUCCUUCCUAAUUUAGACUGAUUGUGUAACUAUAUUUAUAUAUAAACAAGGACAAUGGUAUUUAAUCAACUUCACUUAUUUAAAUUCUCACUUUGCAAACAUUUAAUCGCAGUGGUUACACAAUAGCUUAACUAUUGAUAUGCUGUAAUCAAGAAAUUCUCGACCAUUUGCAAAUAUAUUCUUUUUUUCUCUCGAAAACAGGCCAUUUAUCACACCACUUUUCGGGUACCUCUACGCACGCCAUUCGAAACGUUAUAAUUAUAUUUUUAUUAUCUUUUUACAUUUAUACAAAGAUAGUUUUCUAAUUAACCCUUUAUUUUUUUUAAUUUACUGUUUUUUUAUCGAUUUUUUAUAUGUCGUAUUCAUGUCCUUACGGUACGAAAGUACAAAUCUAAAUCAAAGAGCAAAGUAUAUUUUUGUCGAUAAAAAUCGCUUUAUCUCAGAUACUAUCUGUUGUAUAUUAUAAAUAUAAAAGUGAUAUAAUUGUCAACCCGAUCUUUUUUCCAUCGUAAUCGAGCUACAUGCUUAACAUGCUUUAACCAGUCACACAAAUACUAGAGCUACAAUUCUUUUUUUUUUUUUUUCUAUAUAUACUUUAAAAAACCAUAAAUCGAGUGCAUGUUAAAGAAUAAGUCAGUUGAAUCUCUUCUUAAACUAGGAAGAUCAAAAUUACUUGGACCUUUUACCAAAAAAUGCGAAAGGUUGUUCUGUUCUUGCGUAUAUUAUAAGAUGUUGUACAGAGACUUGAUAAUACAUUGUAUAUUUUCAAUGGACAUCACGGAAGUGUGGAAGAUGUACAAAUAGUUCCGCGCUCCUCCAUGUGCUAUUAGCAAUACGUAGUAUUCGGAGAAUAUUUUAUAUAUCAUAAAUCGGCAGGUGAGAGUGUACUUGUGAGCUUCAGCUUGUUGCUGUAGGGUAGCUAGAGUAGCAACUAUUUACAAGGAAGUGUUGUUUAUUUUCAAUUUCAGCAAAAAAAUCCAUCACCCUCAGAUCCAUAUAAUUUCGAACAUUUUACCAUUGAUUCAUAUGUGAUGUUUUUAAAAAUAAUUUUUUUCAACGUAUCUACAGCCUUGGCCAGAAAAAGUUCUCGACCUAAAACAUUUACUGUGGUCUAAGGUAUGAAAAUUAUAAAGCUUCGUUUUAUAAAAGGUUUAUAUCGGGGAAUUUUUAUUGUCCACGGCUGUACAUAGUUCAUAUUUUUUGGGAAAUAUUACCACUUUUAAAGCGUAGGUGUUUUUAAUUCACUAGAAUAGUACUUUACUAAUCAACGAGUAGCUUAAUUUAUCUAAUUUAGGUUUAGCGUUUUGUGUUAAUAACACAGGCCGACAAAAUUCAACUGACAUAAACCAGAAAGCCGCCUCCACUUUUCCAAAAGUUUUCUGGCGUUGAAUCCCAAUCCGAUUCCAGAACUGCUCCCUCACAUCAAAUUUUAGAGAUAUCCUCAGCUAAAAGUGCGAAAAACACGAUUGGUCACUAUAUUUGAGGUUAUGUUACAUCACGAGGUUGUUUUUCAACACAAAAGUCGUUGUGCCAUCUGCAACUACUACUCUUUUUUUUCAAAAUCCAUUUUGAAUUGUUCAGCAUUUUUUUGCCUCCAAGAAAUCGUUUGUUGAGUUGAUGUAUUCGUCAGUAAUCGGAAAUUACUGAAUAUUAACUUUCAAGGUCAGGUGAAGAAAAGGAGAGAAGAAUCAAAUUACCAACAGCCAAAUUCCUAAGGGUUCUGCAGGUUUUCAAAAUGACAUUUUUUUUGUAUUCCGUUCUUCACUAUCUGCCGUUUUGAAUUUUGUAGCAUGUACAUGAUUCGUAAUCAGCGACACCAAAAACCUGAACAACACGUGGGAAUUUACGCGAUUGUACAAACUUAGUUCUUCUUCUUCUCAUUUGAGUCUUCUGGUCCUACUUGCUAAAGUAAUAAAUUUCAAUAGACGAUUUAACGCAAACGAAAGAACACAUUCGAACCAUUUAAAACAGAAUUUGAAGGGAAAAAUAGACCUUUCAGAUGAUAUCGAGAGAAAAAUCACCUCGCAGUGUAACAUAACCUCAAAUAGUGCGAAAAUUCGUUUUUCGCUCUUUUAGGUUAGGAUCUAGAAAACCUGACAUGAUGAUGUAAUUCUGCGGUUAGAUUUGGAUUCAGCGCAGAACCUUCAUAACAGUACAGUGUGAUUUCUGGUUUAAAAUUUUAUCGGACUGUGCAACUGCAAUCUAUUAAUUUUUUUUAAAUUCAGAAUUGAAUGUAUUUUUUUUUCGACGCAUUUAAAAUUCUAUUUUAUUACGUUUGAAGUCGAUAUCUAACAAUAACUUACUGGUCUGAUUAUACUCGGAUCGUCUCUGAAUAUAAUCGGUUUCUUAAAUAUAUCAAAAUUAAUAAAUACACUAUUAUUAUUUUGAAUGGUAUGCCGAAGCAAUAAUACGCGUAUUUAAUUGUGACAUUUGACGUGUUUAAGGAAAUUCUCCAUGUAAGUUUUACUCAAAGUGGCAAUCUAGUCAAAAAUUUAUUUAUCGUGAAAAGUUUCACUUAUAUUUCUAAAAUAAUAUAAGUAAAACUGUUUGAUUUUUUUACA